Messenger RNA from Heterostelium album PN500, 3873 nucleotides. RefSeq names its product Sec7 domain-containing protein (gene ipo13B). The coding region runs from base 1 to 3873 and encodes 1290 amino acids. The transcript has 11 exons. Gene Ontology annotation, molecular function: guanyl-nucleotide exchange factor activity. Gene Ontology annotation, biological process: regulation of ARF protein signal transduction. Lineage: Eukaryota; Evosea; Eumycetozoa; Acytosteliales; Acytosteliaceae. The record is from RefSeq and is a predicted model, not a curated record.
AUGUUCCGUGAAAACUCAACAGAGAUGCUCGACAUUAUCAAUCGAUUCUCGAUGAACGACCGUCACUGCUUUAUUGGCUACCUAAUGGAUACUCUGAACAACGAUAUCAUCAACAAAGUACAGGCAUGGCAAAAGUAUGAAGUUACACUAUUCUAUAUUUCAGCGUUGGCAUCGGGAUUCAAUUCUAAAGACAACAAAAUCGUGCCGGUUCUUCUCAAGUUGCUUCCAUCCAUCCCGACGAAAUCAGUGGAACUAGCGAAAACCUCGAUCAUAUUGCUCGGAAAGUGUUCCAGCUAUCUUCAGGAGCACAAAGACAACUUGGAAAAGGUUAUUGCCGAUAUGAUUCCAGCGUUUGCAUGCACCGAGCUCCUAAAGUCGGCAUCAAAUGCAUUCCUCUCGAUCACAGCCAAUAGAAAGUGCGCACUCCAUCUCUCACCAAACAUUCUCACCAUCAUCGAUCUCUGCUCGCCACACUUGAACUCUCACCAAACUCAUCCAUCCAUCGCCACCGUCUACGAAGCACUCAUCUACAUCAUUCACGUCAUUCCAUCCGAUAAAAUGAUGCCACCAUUCAAGAAAUUAAUUGAACCUGUAGUAGAAAAUAUCGGAAGAAUCAUAACAUCAGAACAACCAGCAAAGAGUUUACCACUUCUGAAAAUACAAUUACAGAUCAUCGAAAAGAUCACCAAUAUUAUCGACGUUGACGAUGUAUAUGAAGAUAAAAAGUCACAUCCAUUGUUCCCAUUUUUCAAGAUUGUCAUUCCACAAAUGAAAGAAUUACUUAAACUCUUCUCAUCCGAUUGUCAAAUCAUUGAAAGUGUCAUUUCAGAGUUUAUUAAUGAGAUUCUCAAUCAAGUCACAGAUACCUAUAAUAGAUACCCACUUUCACAAUUGUUACAGGUGGUAUCUGCCGUUGGAAACAGCAGUAAAUCACAAAAUAUCGAAGAGAAGCUUGCCGAGUGUUACACCAUCAUCUCUACAACCACACUUAAUCUCCUAAGAAGCGAAACAAAACACGAUAUGUCCAUGCACUUACCAGUCUCACAUCCAUUAAGAGAGUACCCAAUCGAUCCAAAUUUCCUAUUAAACUUUUCAGUCCGUCCAGAUCUUUCAAGAGAAUAUUUCAAUAUGAUUCAAAAUGCACUGAAAACUGUACCACAAUGUGUUGACCAGCAAAUCGUUUGUGCAAUGGCAACCUAUAUUAUUCACAAUCUUUUGGAUAUCAACGAUCUGCUCACCAGUAGAAAUUGCUUUACUUUCCUUUCCACUGCUAUAAUGUUGGUAAAGAGUGCAGACACUAGAGCUGCCAGAUUUGUCGAGAUCAUCAAUGAACUGAUCAAGAAUCAUGGUAGAAUUUUAAUUAGAAAUCUUCUAGUUGGUGUAUCAUCUGUAUUCCCAAGUAAUUUGUUACCAAAUGUUGCAGAGGUAUUCCAUGCUUAUGCUUCGGCAUACCCAACACCAUUCAGACAGGAGGCAUCAAAGAUUCUCAUAAAAUCACCAUUCCUCGAAGGCACAGUAGAAACCUCUGACAAACAAAUAUUCUUGAAUCAAAUCCAACGUGUAUCAGAUAACAAAUCAGACUAUCGCUUUGCAAUUCAAGCCUUCGCAAUUUUAUGCAAAGUUAAAAUAAAUAAAAUGGAGUCAUCAUCGACAUCACGGUUUAAACACUCAUUUCGCAGACAAGAUUUAAGAGUUACUCUGUUGUGUGAUGGUCUUGGAACGGUUUCAGAGAAAGGAAAUAAAUUGAUAAAGGAUGAAGUCUCCAAGAUUUUGGAUAUCAUUCAAACCAAUCCUAAUAUGUCUGCCAAGAUCAACGCCGAUUCACAAACAUCCAAUUCACAAUGGCAAAAGAUAAUUAGACAUCUAUCGAAUAUCUAUGAGGUUUCUUUUACUGUUGGACCUAAAUGUAUAUUAUCAACUUUAGAUUUGAUUAUUUUGCUGAUUGAUGAAAAAUGUAUUGUUUCAUCAAUGGUAGAAAACAAUAAGGCAUUGGUAGAUUAUUUCUUGGAGACGACUCUUAGAAAUAUUUUGCAUAUAGACGAGGAUGUACUUACCAAGAUUUCAAAGAUGGUUUUUGCUACUUCUCAGUUUAAGAACCACAGUGUCUUGUUGGAAGUUCAAAUCCUCUUCUAUAUCUACGAACAUUUGAAGUUUACUUCAGAUUUUCUCAAUCACAUCAGAGACUCUAUCAAAAAGAUACUCGGCUCAUUGUUUGAGAACUUUGAACCUCAAUCUUGGUUUCAUUCACUCUAUAAAAACCAUUUAAUUCUGACGGAUCAUCAAAUUCCAAUUUCAGAUUCAAUUUUCAUAUUCAAAUAUCUCAGUAUGAAAUCACAUACCUAUUUAAAAGAUGUACCUUCAGAUAUCAAUUCAAAAACAUCUUUAGAGUUUAGAACAAAAGUGUAUCCUUUGGAAUUGAUUGCUUUUAUAAUUAGAGAGUUUGGUGGAAGAAUGAAAGAGUUUUCACAGUUGAAUGAGGGAGCACUCAAUUACAGCUGGCCACUCAUCAUUGAAACUGGAUUCUCUUCGAAUGUCGUCAUUUUCGAACAUUCACUGAAUCUAUUUUUAAACUUGAUUGUUCACAACAGAGAGCAUCUCAAGAGUGAGAUUGGUGAUUACUUCUCAGAUGUUAUUUUGCCGUAUCUGGAGAGACAUUCCAAUAGUAAAUCAAACCCACAUACACAUCAAAUACUUAUAUUGGAAUUUCUCAUCAAGUUGUGCGAAUAUCCUGAUAUUAUAUCGGAUAUUUAUAUCAAUUACGAUUGUAAUAUACAUUAUAAAGAUAUAUUUCAAAGAUUAGUUGAAUCUAUCUGUAAGAUUUCAAAGAAAGAUAUACAGAGUUAUAAGAAUUUGGAUGAGAUUAAGGUGAUGGAUUUAUCAUUGGAAUUCAUAGUUCAACUAUUAAAGAGUGUAUCGGGUGAGGUGAAUACCAAUAAAGACAGGUUGGGAGGAGAAGACAAUCAGUUUCAGAGAAACAAAUUUCACAAGCUGGAGAUCAGAGAUGCCAUUUCAAAGUUUGAAAAGGAUAUUAAAGGCAGUUUGAAAAUACUACAGGAGUUGAAUUUUAUCAACGUUUCCGAUCCCAUAAGAAUGGCAUUAUUCCUCAAAAACACCGAGAAGCUAGAUAAAGUUAGUAUUGGCGCUUAUAUAUCUGAACCCAAGAACACUCAAAUUCUAGAGCGAUACACAGACCUAUUCGAUUUCUCUGGAUAUGAAGUCGAUACUGCCAUUCGACAUUUCUUAAAUCAUUUUAGACUUUCUGGUGAAUCACAAAGAGUUGAACGUAUUAUUGAAUCAUUUUCAAAGAGAUUCUAUAAUAAUAAUAGUGAGAGGUUAAAUGCUAAAGGAUUGUCGGAUACAGAUGUAUUUGUAUUGUCAUACUCAAUUAUUAUGUUAUCGACCGAUCUUCAUACAGCUUCCAUAAAGAAUCAUAUCACAAAGAAAGAGUGGAUAGAUAAUUACAAUAGAGCCAGACCAAAAGAGAGUACAAAUAGUUUCAACAAACAAUACCUCGAGGAUAUCUAUGCCAGAAUAUCAAGUCAACCGUUGUCAUUGAAUAAAGACGGUGAAGAAUCGAUAUUGAGCACAAGAAGAAGAGCGAAUAGCAUCUACGAUCAAGGCGACCCAGAAGACAGUAACAAUAACAAUGUAAAUAGUACAGAGAUAUUUCAUCGUAGUGAAUUUGCGCAGCACAUCAAAAGCAUGUUCACAAUGGUAUGGCCAGAGAUUUUAGAUUCACUCGGUGUCAUACUCGGAAAAGGCAAAGUUCAAUACAAACAGCUGUGCGUUGAAGGUAUCAACGUGGGAUUGGCGACACUCCCACUCUUGAAAAACACCGCCGAACACAAGAUAGUUGUCAGCUUAAGAUGUUAG